AUGCGAAUCAACACCCCGCUCGCGCUGUAUGCCGUACUCGUAGGUAUCGCUGCACAGACGGUUGUGGAUGGAUGUCCAAAAGGCGUGUACGCUUGUCUGGAUGUGAUCAACUCAAAUUUGUGCAUAUCUCAGAAUGCUAUGAGAGGGACGAGAGAGGAUCUGAUCAAUUGUGUAACAUACGAGAACAGUGCAAGUAACUUGACAGGGGCUGAGAAGGUAAACCAGCUCGCACGAAACAAUGUCGUUUGUAGGCAAUAA
This is a messenger RNA of Cadophora gregata, 258 nucleotides long. RefSeq lists its product as uncharacterized. The coding region runs from base 1 to 258 and encodes 85 amino acids. Lineage: Eukaryota; Fungi; Ascomycota; Leotiomycetes; Helotiales; Ploettnerulaceae. The record is from RefSeq and is a predicted model, not a curated record. The transcript is spliced from 2 exons.